CACACACAGCCCAGCACUACUGCUCCGUUGCAUCAUCACCAUUCCCGCUGUCCGCUGCUGUGGGCUGGUGUGGGUUAUUGGGUCGCUGCUGGUGCUGCUGGUGCUGGUGUGGGCUGCUGCAACGCGGCCCCCAGCUGCUGCCAUGUGAACUGGCAGUCGGCAUCGCCCAGAUGGGCGUUGAAGCCCUUGACCACCGCCCCAUCCGCCAGCCCCCACUUGGCCGCCUCGUCCAGCCUGGCCCGAUGCACCACCUCACGCAGGCCCACGUGACCAUGCGUGUGCACCACCUCGGGCGGACGGCUGUCGACACCCUCCAGCACGAAGCACUGCAGCUGCGGCACACGCACCACCUGGCCGCCCACAUCGGCCGUCCCGCCCACCACCUCCCUGUUGCUGCUGGCCUGGUACACUGCCGACUUGACGAAGCGCACCGCUGCCGCACACACACGGCGGGCCAAUUCCGUCUGCCGCACAGACUCGCCGAUGGCCUCUGUGGUGGCCGAUGCCGCUGCGUCCGCGUCAAAGAGGUAUGACGCGAUGCGCCAGCCGAAGAUGGGGGCCUCUUGCGGGCCGACGGCCAGCCGGGGGGUCAGGAGGGCCGCGAGUGAGCGGUGGGGGCUGAGGGCGGCGUUGACGGCCGCCAUGACGCAGAGACCCAGCUCGUUGAGCACCGUGGUGUACUCGGUCAGCACCAGCUGGCGGCGACGGCGGCGCCCCUCUGUGUCUGUGGGGAUGCUGCUGAUGUCGGCCCCGGCCCGCAGCAGGCUGCGGAUGAUCCGCUUGUAGUUGUCCAUCUCGGCGCGAAUCUUAUUCCUGUUGGUCUUGGUUGUGUCCGGGUCCUGAAGCAGUUGAGUGCGGAGAUCGACCACUACAGCAGCCCGGGCCAGGGGCGUGCUGCUGUAGUGGUCCCGUCUGUUGAUGUCGGCAGCUGGCAGCUUGCGGCCGAGGUAGUCGGCCACGUAGGGAGAGCCAUUCAGUGCCGCGCUCUGCAGCGGCGUCCAUCCACCGCCGUCGGCUGCCGUCAUGUCGGCCCCGUUGGCCGUGACGAGGUCCAGGUAGCUGUCGAUGAACGACUGGGGGUAGUGGCCGCGUGCCUUCAUGGCUGCCAUGUGCACCAGGUUGACGCCGUGGUCUCGUUGGGUGGCGAGGGUGCGGUCUCGUCGGACGAGUCGCCGAUACAUCGACAUGAGCACCUGCAGAUACUCGGUGGGAGGCAAGAGAGAACAAAGAGGCAAGAGAGAACAAACAACGUUAUGUGCAUCCAUCGCAUGGACCACUGUUGGUGUUGAUGAGUGCCUCACCGGUUCGUACUCAUUCGCCGCCUGCGGACCCUCCUCACCGUCGGCCGUCUCGUGAGCCAUUCCUGAACACCGCCACAUAAAUCGACCAAGCAGGUCUGAGUGUGCUUCUUGUGUGUGUGUGGAACGGUCUGUGUGGCAUGGCUUGUAACUCACCCCUAUCGACGCCGUCGAGAUCUAGUUGCUCCGCCUGCCCACUGCCACUAUGCUCCUCCUCAGCUACAUCGUCUGCACACACCAUCGAAGGCACGCACACACAUACACAAUUGCGAGGAUGGUGUGUGUGUUUGAUGUGUCAGAUUCAUUUGUGUGUGGCAUACCCGCGUUGCCACCGUCACUGUCCGCCAUGGCAGCGGAGGCCAUCUGGGUAUCGUCACUCAAACACCAACAGCUGCACCGACCCCACACAGAGAGGCAACAAGAGAUGGGCAGACACCUGCUGCAUGUGUCGUGUGUGUGCUCGCCCACCUAACUAUGAGUCAAGUGGUAGAAAGGCCAAUCAGUCCGCCCCGUCAAUAAGGCCGACCUGCACAACACCACACCGGCAUCCAAAGGCGCAAGCCACAUUGUGACUCGUGCUGAGCCAAUCGCAUUGCACUCACCGCCGGAUGAGAGCUGCUAAGCCGCGCGAUUAUCAAUUCGCUCGUCAGGCAGGCCAGCAGAUCUGUCUCCACUGCCGCCAGACGAGAAACGUCUUAAGAAUGAUGGAUGGAGUGGAUGGAGGGACUCGUCCACUUCUCUGUUUGUCACAGCGGCUCACGGAGGCCCUCUUAGCAGCG
Molecule: messenger RNA, 2077 nt
Organism: Vitrella brassicaformis
Lineage: Eukaryota; Vitrellaceae
Source: the annotation of a GenBank genome assembly